This is a messenger RNA of Drosophila miranda, 1172 nucleotides long. RefSeq lists its product as uncharacterized. NCBI's taxonomy places the organism in Eukaryota, Metazoa, Arthropoda, Insecta, Diptera, Drosophilidae. The transcript has a single exon. Bases 119 to 661 code for a protein of 180 amino acids. The record is from RefSeq and is a predicted model, not a curated record.
GAUAAAAAAGAAGCGCAGCAGUUGGAAUAAGUUCGUUGGCCAGUUCGAAGCCGAAAUUAGUGCAACGACAGGCGACUGCCAGAGCGGGUCUCCACAUCACAACCUUACCACUUCAGAGAUGAUGCAGCUGAUUUACAUGGCCAUGGGCUGGGUGCUCCUCUCCUCCGCCCUGCAGGCGGCCAUUCUGCCGCUAACUCUCAUCGAAAAGGGCAGUGGGGACGAUAAGCCCUUUCCCUUGGAUACGGAAAAGUUUGGCUAUCUGGAGCUCAAGCCAAAUGGUUCCCUGAUACUGAGACGGGGCCCAAGCCAGAGCGGCAGCAAUCGGCAGAACCUACUUCUGCUGCGUGGAGUUCUGCAGGCCAUCAAACAAGACAGCCACCACUCCCAUGGCGGGACCGAGCUCAACAUCCGGAUCUACGGCGACGGAGUGGAGCAUAAGUUCCCCCCUCUGCUGGAGAACAUCAUCCAGCGCAUCCAGACCUACUUCUCCGUCUAUCGCUACACGGACACCAGUCAACCGGUGCGCAGAGACGAGGCUCCCACCAAGGAAGCCAUAGAUGGGGAUCUGGGUGUCACCACCGUGCGGACUGGCGACGAGGAUGAUCUGAUAGCCAUUGGGGAGCAGGAUGCCUACAUUACAGUGGGCGAGGGCGCAGAUUAGACCAAAUCAGGGAGAGCCUCUUCGGAAUACACUAUUUAUUUCAUAUUUAUGUCCCUAGCUCUAAGCCAAUAAAAUGCCGUUCCCCAAGACUGCGGUCCCAGCCCUGAUUUGCCUACGAUUGGGCACGUUCCGUUAGUGCUUUGUAUGCAGUGCUGCGGAUCGGGCUUCCCCGUGUAAUAUGUGCAAUAUUUCUAUGCUGCCGGGGAAUUUGGCGAACUGCGCAAGAAGCAACCGUUGAGGGUCAUUGUCAUUGCACAAUCUGUAAAGUUUUGAACUGAAUUCAAUUGAAUUAUUCAAGCCAUGGCAGCUCCCUAAACUAUUCACAGAUGGGGCUGUAGUUGGGGAAGAAGAUCCAGUAAUCUUAGCUGUAAUCUUUUCCUUAAGUUCCACAAGCUCCAUCUAUCUUAUGGCCCCACCCAUCUCUCUCUUUGUCCACCUUCUUUUACAUUUUACAUUCACUUUUUUAUUGUUCUGUUUUACUUUUUCAAUGUUAUGGUUAAUGAAUAUGUAA